AUGGCGAGGGUGACCAUAGAUGCUUUGGGUGGUGGUUCUUACGAUGGUGUGUCUCAAAUUCCCAUGGGCUUGUUUUUGCUUUGCAUGAUGGUCGCGUCGCUCUCGAUCAUAUCUAUGAUCAUCUUUGCAUGUAGUGACGGUGGUGAUGACAAGGUUAGCUCUGAGAAACAGAAAGAACGCGGCCGAAAUUACGGUGGAGAUUGGGAUAUUAUUUGUUGUUGCUGUUGCGGUAGUAGCGGUGACAGCAGCGGCGGCGGCGGUGGUGACGGAGGUGGCGGUGGUGGUGGCGGCGGUGAUGAUGGUGAUGACGGAGGCGGCGGUGGUGAUGAUGGUGAUGAUGGAGGCAGUGGUGGAGGGGGCGGUGGAUGUGGGUUUGGGGAUGGUGGAGUGGGUGGUGGAGGUGGUGGUGGUGAAGUGGGUGGUGGGGGUGGGUGUGGUGAAGUUGGUGGAGGUGGUGGUGGUAGUGGUGGUGAAGUGAGUAGCGGAGGUGGUGGUGGUGGUGAAGUGAGUAGUGGAGGUGGUGGUGGUGGUGGUGAAGUCAGUAGUGGAGUGGGUGGAGUGGGUGGUGGUGGUGGUGAAGUGGGUAGUGGAGGCGGGUGGAGUGGAGGUGGCGGUGGAGGGGAUUUGGGAGGUGGGGCUGGAGGAGGCGGGUGGAGUGGAGGGGGUGGUGGAGGCGGGUGGAGUGGAGGUGAUUUUGGAGGCGGCGGUGGUGGAGGUGGGUGGAGUGGAGGCGGGGGUGGAGGUGAUUUUGGAGGCGGGGGUGGUGGAGGCGGUGUUGGAGGGGGUUGGUGA
Molecule: messenger RNA, 792 nt
Organism: Magnolia sinica
Lineage: Eukaryota; Viridiplantae; Streptophyta; Magnoliopsida; Magnoliales; Magnoliaceae
Product: glycine-rich cell wall structural protein 1-like
Exons: 1
Coding region: 1-792 (263 amino acids)
Source: RefSeq, a predicted model, not a curated record